Molecule: messenger RNA, 2200 nt
Organism: Rhododendron vialii
Lineage: Eukaryota; Viridiplantae; Streptophyta; Magnoliopsida; Ericales; Ericaceae
Product: protein root UVB sensitive 4
Exons: 11
Coding region: 210-1829 (539 amino acids)
Source: RefSeq, a predicted model, not a curated record
CUCCGACCAAAGCCUAAACCCUAGUUUCUUCGGAUCAACCAAAAAAAAAAAACCCCCUAAACCCGCGAUAAAAACCAGAAGCUAAAAAUGGCAGAUUGAGCUUCAACUCAUCCGUACCAAACAUCUCUCCCAUUCAUACACCUAGAUACAGUACAGUAGUAUAUAGACGCAUACAAACAUACAUACAUAUAGUUAAUAGUCCAGUUCUCAUGCAAUUCUCCUUUAAUUUUUCUGCUUCCAAUCCUCUACCGUACUUCCCCUUCUCAUGGAAAUCCCACAAAACCAACUUUCUCACUCCCUCACUUGACGAACCCAUAAUACCCAUUAAACCCUCUCUUAAACCCCUGACUCUAUCGAACUCGUUGAAAACCUCACUCAAUUGCGAAUUCCAACGAGGAAAUCUCGACGAACCCACCUCGCCGGCCAGCCUUCCUGUCGUAAUUCUCGGGUCUGGCUCCGUUUCGCGGUAUAUUUGGGACGGGAGUGAGUUGAAAUUGGUUUCUGGCGACGGAAAUAAUGCCGUGUCUUUAAAAUCGUUGCUCUUUUCGGAUUUCGAAGAUGGGUUUGGAAAACUGUUUAGAAUGUGUAGUUUGGGAGUGAGGAAUUUUUUCCUGCCUCGACAAGUUACUGGGAAUUACUUCGAGUAUGUCAAAUGGAAGUUGUUGCACAGGGUCUUCAGUUCUGCUCUUCAGGUUCUUGCCACCCAGGCAAUGUUUCGAGCAAUUGGAGUCGGAUACUCUCGUUCACUUCCAUCAGCAGCUGCCCUAAAUUGGGUCCUGAAGGAUGGGCUUGGGAGGCUCAGUAGGUGCAUCUACACUGCAAGUUUAGCAUCUGCUUUUGAUACCAAUUUGAAGAGAGUUAGGUUUUCAACAUCUGUUCUGUUCAGUUUGAGCAUUGGCAUUGAGUUGCUGACUCCUGCAUAUCCCCAAUAUUUCUUGCUUCUGGCAACUAUAGCUAACAUCGCGAAACAAAUAAGCCUAGCAUGCUAUCUGGCUACUGGUACUGCUGUUCAUCGGAGCUUUGCAGUCGCAGAUAAUCUUGGUGAAGUUUCUGCAAAGGCACAGAUUCAAACAGUGUGCUUUGACAACCUUGGUCUAAUGCUUGCCGCAGCCUUGAACAUUCUAUUCAGAAACAAUCAAAGGUUGCAAGCAGGUUUGCCUUUUGUUGUGUACCCAAUCUUCUCAGCACUUGACCUUAUUGGAAUUUAUCAAGGGUUGAAGCAUGUGCAUCUGCAAACAUUAACUAAGGAUAGGCUUGAGAUUAUAAUCACUAAGUGGGUUGAGUUGGGAUGUGUUCCUUCACCUGCAGAUGUGAGUAAAGUGGAAGGUGUAAAUUUCAUGAAAAACAAUGGCAGAGGAUUGUGGCCGAUAAGAAUUGGUUGCUUAAAUCCCAAACGUCAAAUACCAAGGUUGUCAAUGACGACUAUGCAAUCGUUGAAGGGUGAGGACAUGUACUUUGUAUGCUUGGAGAUCAUAUGCAGUAGAUUGGCUGCAACUCGCCAAGUUAGUCAAGGCAUUGUCCUUUGUGUGCGGGAAGGAUCUUGCACUGCUGAUGUUGUAAUGGGUCUAUUGCAGGCAUGCCAUAUCCGCAAGGCUAUGUUAUCUGGCAGGUGUAGGUGGGAGGACAACUUAGGAGCCUGCUAUGAUUCCAGUUCAGUUUUGAGACAUUGGUUUGAACUGGUUGAAGAUAGCAAGCAAUGUGCUCACCGGGAUUUUACCUUGCUCAAUGAUCGGAUGUUAGAAGUAGGGUGGGCUUGUAAAAACAUUUUAUUGAGCACAGAAGAGCAAGCUCGUUAUAGUUUUUUACAUGAAGAGGACGCGAGAAGAUGACGGAUGUACCUGCCUGAAUCUAACCGGGGUUUGCAGUGGUAGAGGGGCAAUCAGAUAAGAUUUUCCACUUCAAUUCCUGCCAAAGGGUUCAGGUGGUGGUCUGAGGAGCUCGAGCUUGUGCCAUCAAGCGAAUUGUAACUUUUUCAUUUUUGUCGUAAAAAAUGCAAAUUCGUCAUAAAAAUCAAGAUGGACGGGUAUUUUAAUGAAGUUGAUGUAAGUUUAGCUUGAUUCCAAGCAAGACUGUAGCCUACAAAACAUGGGAAUCGGGAUGGAAUUCCACUUUGGAUUAGUUCCCAAGUUAUUAGACGCAUUUGAAUGCAAUAUUCCUGCCUCAUUUCAUUCCGAAUCCAUCUAUGAAUUUCAUGCCUGUC